UGAUGCAAGUUGAAUAACUACAGGUUUCCUGAUGUUAUUGAGACAUAUCCUACUUUUAGACUCAAAUAAAUAAAUUACACAUACAUUUAAAAUGAAGGAAGUUGAAUAUAACACAUAAACUGGAGCAAGCAUCCUCGGCUCUGUCUUGUAACAAACUCACUGGACAAGCAGUGCGCACUCACUCUGGAUUUAGUAUUUAAUUAGCAUAAGAGAUGUUGUGGAGAGCAGCAGGACUGUGCGUCACAGCCCUCGGCGGAGAUAGGACGGGGGAAGGGUGGGGGGGGGGGGGGGGAGUAGGGGGGGGGGGGGGGGGGGGGGGCACCCUAUGGGAGUCAACAAACUGCAGUGUGGAUUCCUUCCACGGCCAGUCCACAAAACCAGUCCAGGUUGAUGUGAAAUGAUGACUUAAAAGCUCACAGCGUUACAGGUGACUGGAGACAGCAGGUAGCGCGUGGGAGCCGAAAGGGAGCGCGUGCAGCAGACGGACCUAAAGUGCGCUGAUGGAGCCGCCACUGUGAGAGCUGAAUGACGGGAUAUGAGACCAUGAAGCAACUAGGGACGACGGGGAUAAAACCAGUCCGAGUCACGGGAAUGGAAAAGCGCGUGCAAUGACUGACGGCAGCGCGAGGGAAGAGAGAGAAGAAGAGGUAAAGCAGAGGGAAGUUAUCUAGCUCAUUAGAUGAUCCAAAACAGAUGUGCCAAGCGUGCGUAAUUCUAUAAAACAAAACCAACUGUGGGGGAAGCCCGAUUUUCUUUUUUAUCAAAAAAGACAAAAGACUUGAGCCAGAAAAAUGGAGCAAAUCAUGGAGCCGGAGGUGACCACCACAGAGGGACAACAAGCCACUAACUUGGCUCAAUCUGCCGCCUCCAAACUGUCCCAGAUGGGCGAAAGAACUAAACAACUUGGCAAUGUAAUCCAAGACCCAGAUCGGCAGAAACGGAUUAUCAUGUUUAUAGUCUGCGUAGCACUUUUGUUAGACAACAUGCUUUACAUGGUGAUUGUGCCAAUUAUACCCGAUUACCUAGAAGGGCUCCAGAAAGCAGCGGAUCAUGCCCAAGCUAUUCUGCCUCACACCAACUCCACCAACAGCACCAUGCACAAAGCAGCCAAGGGCAACUUCGACCUCCAGAUUGGUGUCCUUUUUGCCUCCAAGGCCAUCCUGCAGCUCCUGGUGAACCCGAUCAGUGGCACGUUUAUAGACAGGGUCGGGUAUGACAUCCCACUCUUCAUCGGUCUCAAUGUCAUGUUUCUGUCCACGCUCACUUUUGCCUUCGCUGAGAACUACGCGACUCUGUUCCUGGCGCGCAGCAUGCAGGGCCUCGGCUCGGCGUUCGCGGACACCGCCGGCAUCGCUCUGAUCGCGGACAGGUACACGGAGGAGAAGGCGAGGAGCAAAGCCCUGGGUAUCGCCUUGGCUUUCAUAUCUUUUGGGAGUCUUGUGGCACCCCCAUUUGGAGGAGUCCUCUAUGAGUUCGCAGGAAAGCGUGUGCCCUUUCUGAUCCUGGCCUGCAUCUGCCUCAUCGAUGGUGUCUUGUGCCUGCUUGUGCUCAAACCCUUCUCCAACAGAGAGAGAGAAAACAUGCCAGUGGGCACCCCCAUGUAUAAACUCAUGAUCGACCCUUACAUAGCAGUAGUGGCUGGUGCUCUGACAAUCUGCAACAUCCCUCUCGCCUUCCUUGAACCCACUAUAGCCAACUGGAUGGAGGAGACCAUGCAUGCCAGCCAGUGGGAGAUAGGCAUGACAUGGUUCCCAGCCUUUUUCCCUCAUGUUUUAGGUGUCUAUCUCACUGUCAAAUUAGCAGCUAAGUACCCUCAUCUGCAGUGGUUUUAUGGAGCUAUAGGUAUGGUGUUCAUAGGUGCCAGCUCCUGCACGGUGCCAGCAUGCAAAAACUUUGGACAGCUCAUGAUCCCGCUGUGCGGAAUCUGUUUUGGCAUCGCCUUCGUGGACACUGCGCUGCUGCCAACACUGGGAUUCCUGGUGGAUGUGCGUCAUGUUUCAGUGUAUGGCAGUGUGUACGCCAUCGCAGACAUCUCUUACUGCGUGGCCUAUGCUCUGGGCCCCGUGGCGGCCGGACAGAUAGUCCACGACCUGGGCUUUGUUCAGCUAAACUUGGGCAUGGGCCUCGCCAAUAUGCUUUACGCACCGGCGCUGCUGCUGCUGAAGAACGUGACGCAGAUGAAGCCUUCUCACUCCGAGAGGAACAUGCUGCUGGAGGAUGGACCGACAGGACUGUAUGACACCAUUAAGAUGGAGCAGCGAGAGAAGAAGAGAAAGGGCUUGUGCACAACUAUCGAGGAGAAUGGCAUUGAGACAUUUGCGCAGCGGUCGUAUUCAGAGGAGGAGUCCUCAGGAGGAGAGUACGCGUAAAAAGACAUUUAACCAGAGUGUAAGGAUGCUCUCCAAAUUGCAUACUUUUUCUUUUUACUUUCUUUCUACUACAUACUGCAGCUGCGUAUUGUUGCAUGCAGAAUGCAUAACAUUGCGCCUUUAGUACGUACUGUGCGUUCCAAUACCCAUACUACCAUACUAUUUAGUAUGCCAGAAAAAGAUUUAGUAUGUCCCAAUACAUAGUAUGUCAAAUGCAGUAUGCCAACAAUACCAGGACAUCCUACUACAUUCGGUCGCAUUUUGCAGUAUGCAAGCCAGCAUACUUUUCUGGCUAUUCUGACCCACAAUCCAAGAGGGUCAAAGUUCAAGGUGCAAUGUUAUGAGGAAAUAGUGUGUCCCAAUGUCCUAAUUAUAUGCAUACUGCAUGCAACAGUGUGUACUUUGUAAGGACAGCUGCAGUACGUACUAGAAGUAAAAAGAAAAAGUAUGCGAUUUGGAACAUGCUGCUGGAGGACGGACCGACAGGCCUGUAUGAUACUAUUAAGAUGGAGCAACGAGAGAAGAAGAGAAAGGGCUUGUGCACAACUAUCGAGGAGAAUGGCAUUGAGACUUUUGCGCAGUAUUUAGAGGAGGAGUCCUCAGGAGGAGGGUACGCGUAAAAAGACAUUUAACCAGUGGCGGCUGGUGGAAAUGUUUCUAGGUAGGGCUGUGCCACAUCCAAUCAAUUUCAGCAAACAUCCCGGUAUGAUUUAAUGCAAAAAAAGAAAGUGAAGGUAUCAAAAACA
This is a messenger RNA of Sebastes umbrosus (honeycomb rockfish), 3115 nucleotides long. It is a transcript of the gene slc18a3a, whose product is annotated as solute carrier family 18 member 3a. The transcript has a single exon. Gene Ontology annotation, molecular function: xenobiotic transmembrane transporter activity; acetylcholine transmembrane transporter activity. NCBI's taxonomy places the organism in Eukaryota, Metazoa, Chordata, Actinopteri, Perciformes, Sebastidae. The record is from RefSeq and is a predicted model, not a curated record. Gene Ontology annotation, biological process: transmembrane transport; xenobiotic transport; chemical synaptic transmission. Bases 792 to 2369 code for a protein of 525 amino acids. Gene Ontology annotation, cellular component: terminal bouton; AP-2 adaptor complex; AP-1 adaptor complex.